Molecule: messenger RNA, 596 nt
Organism: Helianthus annuus (common sunflower)
Lineage: Eukaryota; Viridiplantae; Streptophyta; Magnoliopsida; Asterales; Asteraceae
Product: photosystem I reaction center subunit psaK, chloroplastic
Exons: 3
Coding region: 87-479 (130 amino acids)
Biological process (GO): photosynthesis
Cellular component (GO): photosystem I; membrane
Source: RefSeq, a predicted model, not a curated record
UUCCAUGGCCAUGAACCCAAGUCUUUUAUGUGGCUUCUGGUUUUAAAGAUCUUUCAAAAUUCUCAUCUUUCAAACUCAGAUCAACAAUGGCAAGUGCUGUCAUGUCCUCUCUUCCUCAGUUCACUGGUUUAAAAGCCACUUCACCAUCACUUUCUCCGGUUCAAAACAUGGUGGCAGUGCAACCAGUGAAGCCCAAGGGAAAGGGAGCUUUAGGUGUCCGGUGUGAUUUCAUUGGUUCACCAACAAAUUUGAUAAUGGUGACAUCAACCACCUUGAUGUUGUUUGCUGGACGGUUUGGGUUGGCACCAUCGGCAAACAGGAAGGCGACCGCAGGGCUAAAGCUUGAGGUGAGGGAUUCAGGGCUUCAAACCGGAGACCCGGCUGGGUUCACGCUUGCUGAUACAUUGGCUUGUGGGACCGUUGGUCACAUUAUUGGUGUUGGUGUUGUUUUGGGCCUCAAAAACAUCGGUGCCCUCUAAGCUAGCUUGUUGUUUGAAAACAUAGUAUCAUGUUAAUAACAUUGUUAUUAUUGUCUUCCUUUUGAAUUGAUGUUUUGAGUUUAAACACUUAAACAAGAGUGUUGUCGGGUCGGGUUA